ACAGCGGAUUUAAAUAUCUCAUGAUUUGAGCACAAAAUAUUCACUUGUAAUGGAGAAGUCAACAUUUUUGGAACGGAACGGUCUUUUGUUCAAAAGAUUUGUAGGUCCAAUGAUAAUACCCUAAAAUCUGUUUGUCUCCAAUCGCAUAUUACACGACAGAUACGUCCGGCACGGGCAAACCAACUACCGUACUUUUGCCGGUAAGUGACUAUCGAGGAAGACCCGGCUUGCUUCCUGUCCGAUAUCACACUAUAUGCACUUAUUUUAAUUAUUUGAAGUUGCAAUUAUGUCAUCCGAUAUGAAGAAACUAUUCGAAAUUGACGUCAAGGUGUUAGAAUGCGGCAUCUGUCUUCGAAGACUUCGAGAUCCCAGAACGCUGGAUUGUCUUCACUCCUUCUGCCUGACUUGUUUGAAGAAGCUAAUGUCCACUAUGGAAGGUAAACUUUGUUGUUCAAUAUGUCGUAAAUCCUACAAAAUGCCAAUAGGAGGUUUGGAAAAACUUGAAGUUAAUCACUUCAUCUCAAGAAUGCUAGAGUUCACCGAUGACUCUACCCAGACGAAAGCUCCCACAUGUAUUGGUUGUAGUAAAGAAGCGAGCCACCUUUGCUCUGAAUGUUCUGACUUCCUUUGUAUAGUCUGCGCCGGUCUACAUGGCAAGCUCUCCGUUAGCAAGUUUCACCGACUCAUGACUCUCGCUGAAUAUAAUAAAUUGGAUGAAAGAGAAAAACUGUCAGCAAGAUCCAUGAAAUGUCCAAUUCAUGAAGAAACACAUCUGACUGUUUAUUGCCUGACAUGUAAGAUACCGAUAUGCGCAAAGUGUUGUGUAACCACGCAUAAAGUACCGGAUCAUGACGUCAGACCGAUAUUACAAAUUUUCAAAGAUUACCAGCUCUCGGCGUCCAAACUCAUACAGAAGACUCUGGUGGUGGAAGAAAAACUUGAGGAAGCAAUCGAUGACAUUACAAAUAUACAAGAACACCUGAGGAAAUCAACAGAGGGGUGUGAACGAGAGAUAAAUCAAUACUUUGAGGAGAUUAAGUCCAUUAUUGAGGUGGAGCACGAAAACGUCCUUGAAGAAUUAAAUGCUUUGAGUACAGAGAAAAGUAUGAGAUCAGAGGCACAUCUUGAACAGCUUCGACUGGCUUCAAGUAAUCUUAUCACGUUGCGUCGGUUGAAUUGCAGUUUGGUGAGCAGCGGAAGCCCAAGCAUUGCUCUCUUUGCAACUCAUAAAUCUUACCAUCGUAUGUCAUCGCUUCUUCGCAAUUUGCCAAGCCUUGAGCCUGAAGACGACGGCAUACUUUCGUUUAUGCCACGUGAAGGUUUUCUUUCUCGUCUCGAGACAAUUGAACUCGGAGAAGUUCAGGAAUAUAAGUCAAUUGACCCAUUGCAAUGUUCUUUAAGUGUUGGAGAUGAAGGAAUCCAGGUUAUCAGAGGACAAAAGUUUGACCUGACGCUAAAAACCAAGGACUCUAACGGACAGCGACAAGCUCAUACAAAAGGAGAAAUUGUUGCUAUUUUAGUAGAUCAAUCUGGAAAAGAGUUUGUCACUGAACUAACAAACCAACGGGAUGGUUCCUACAAGAUUGCUGGGGUGUGUGACUUUGUUGGAAAAUGCCGUCUGCACAUAACAGUCUACGACCGCCACGUAAAGGGCUCUCCCGUAAUAGUCAAAGUCGUAGAUAGAGGCCUAGAGCGUACAAUACUGACUAAACAUUUGUGGAAAUCGGCUACGUACAGCGUACAUGAUAUAUGUUUCACGAAUGAUGGUCUCCUCCUAGCUUGCAAUAACACGAGUGAGAUCCUGAAGCUUGAUUAUCGUAGCGGUAAGCUAGUUGGUAAUGUUGAUAUUGGAGGUAACAGAAAAAUACGUGGGAUAUGCUUCUCUGUGAGAUCGAGGAUAAUAAUGACAGACAACCUAUACAGAGAGGUGGUUAUUUGCAAAACUGAUGGUAGCUACGUGCGACGUUUUGGUCGAGGAUCACUAAAAGAUCCACUGGGUGUAGCUGAGUGCGAGAGUAAUCGGAACGUGUUUGUUGCCGAUCAAGGCGGCCCAUGCAUUGUACAAUUUGUGAAGGACGGUAGCAUCGUAAGACGAAUUUCAAGAGGCCUAGCCAGCAUUGGUGAUAUGAGGUGUCCCAUGUUUCUCUCAGUCUUUAAUAAAGGGGGCAUUGUAGCGUCAGAUUCCGAAAGUAAUUGUGUUCAGGCAUUCACAAACGAAGGACGUUACCUUCGCAUAUUAGGCCAAGGUAGAGGACGCAGGGAUGGCCAGAUAGAGUACCCGACUGGAGUAGUGGUUGAUAACGAGGAUGACGUAAUCAUAGCAAGUUAUCACAAAAUUCAAAUUUUUCGAAAUGAUAGAUUCAUUAAACGAAUUGAUAAAGAACUCGAUGGUGUGAAUUAUCCAUAUGGAUUGGCUGUUCACGCUAGACACGUUGCGGUCGCUAACUAUGGCGAUAACUCAAUAAAGAUUUUUACAUACUAGAAAUAUGUUAUGACAGUUAAUUGACUUAUAACAUGAAGCUCGAUUUAUUUAUUAGGUCAUUAUUGCGUAACGUUGUUUACUUUCUUCCAAAUAUAUAAUCAGGACAUUAAAUGCGUUCAUUAAAAAAAACCCUGCAUGCACAAAAUUGUUAGUACGUUUACGUACACCACUCAUCAGAUGCGAGAUUAAUUCAUAAUGCACGGCAUAAUGGCUUCCCCUCCAAACUCUUUAAAGUUAGGAUUAUAAAAACUUAUUAUUAUUUAUUUGUUUUAACAAUUUUGUUCUUUCGUUUAUUUUACAUUUCGAAGAUUAUGAUUUUUAGUGCAUAGAUACUGACUUUUAUCAUCAUAUAAUUAUUACCAGGGAACAGUUACAUUGAACUGUUCCCUGAUCAUUACCAAGGUUUAUUAAUUUGAAGGGCCAUUAUAUUACCAUAACUGUUAUUACUCAAAUUAUUAUGUAGCAUCCUCUUCAUCUAUUAUAACUCCGAUUGGCUGAGCAUUGGGACGUGUCUUAUCGACUUUGCAACGCAGCAUUAGUUUUACAUGAUUCGAACCAAGAAUUCUAAAAUUUAAAUUCAUAUUUUAGCUACAAAGCUACAGUUUCGUUAUAAUAUUCAAAACACAUAAGUUUGUUAUAAUUAAGUUGCUGCCAUUUAAGGAUAGCCGAACCAAUAGGCAUGCAUAUCUACUUUCAUUGAUUUUAUAUCAUUUUACUUCGAUUCAGUUGUUGACGCUUUAUAUGUGUUUGAAUUAUUAUUAUAUAAGCCUACACUAGGUAUGAUUUAAUCUAGUUUUGUUCAAUAUUAUACAUUUGAAAUUGCACCAGGACAUUAAAAAAGGAAAAAAUUGGUUUUACUAUU
This is a messenger RNA of Anneissia japonica, 3344 nucleotides long. Its product is annotated as tripartite motif-containing protein 2-like. The coding region runs from base 287 to 2482 and encodes 731 amino acids. Gene Ontology annotation, cellular component: chromatin; nucleoplasm. Gene Ontology annotation, molecular function: zinc ion binding; ubiquitin-protein transferase activity; protein binding. NCBI's taxonomy places the organism in Eukaryota, Metazoa, Echinodermata, Crinoidea, Comatulida, Comatulidae. The record is from RefSeq and is a predicted model, not a curated record. The transcript has 2 exons. Gene Ontology annotation, biological process: positive regulation of DNA-templated transcription.